Kwoniella shivajii is the source of this 2274-nucleotide messenger RNA. RefSeq lists its product as uncharacterized. Gene Ontology annotation, molecular function: protein binding; RNA binding. The record is from RefSeq and is a predicted model, not a curated record. Gene Ontology annotation, biological process: mRNA cis splicing, via spliceosome. The transcript is spliced from 10 exons. Gene Ontology annotation, cellular component: U1 snRNP; U2-type prespliceosome. Bases 1 to 2274 code for a protein of 757 amino acids. NCBI's taxonomy places the organism in Eukaryota, Fungi, Basidiomycota, Tremellomycetes, Tremellales, Cryptococcaceae.
AUGCCCGCUUCUCCAAAUAUGAAAUCGCCAUGGAGCGAGUAUACCAAUUCUGAAGGAAGGAAGUAUUGGUCUCAUGCAACCACCAAACAAAGUGUUUGGGAAAAGCCUGAUGAGCUGAAGACCCCUUUCGAGAAAGCACUCGCUAAAACACAGUGGAAGCAAUAUACCUCGAAAGAUAGACCUUACUAUGUCAAUACAGCUACUAAAGAGACAAAGUGGGAUCUACCACCUGACCUGAAAGAGCUGAAGGAGAAAAUCGAUCAACAAGAAGAGAGAAGAAGAGCAAAGGGAUCAGAAACUCCUGACAGAUCGAGAUCACCCACUCCAGAAGAUAUCAGAGAAUUAAGGGAAGCAGCAGCGCUUGCUAUUGCACCAUAUGGAUCUAUACCUCCAACAGAUUCCCCCGCAGGUAGACGAGGCUCCGAAACUCCUGCUGCACAAGCACAGACUCCAGUCGUCCCUCAACGAGAAACGAUCAUUAUGCCUCCCGGAGGAUUCGCCGAUCGAGCCAGAGCGGAAGAAGCGUUUAUCCAUCUGCUCAAAAGAGAAGGUGUCAAUGAACAAUGGACUUGGGAUCAAACUAUGAGAAAAAUAAUCAUGGAUCCAUUAUAUAAAGCUUUGGAUACUCUUGCCGAAAAGAAAAGUGCUUUCGAAAAGCAUAUUAACAGCAUAAUGGAAUCUAGAAGACAAGCAAAACAACUUCGAAUAUCUAAAUUAAGACCUAUAUUUCAUAAAUUAUUCGCCUCAUCUUCCGAAAUCACCAGUUAUUCGACUAUGAAAACUGCCGAUCAAGUCUUUCAAGGUAAUAGAUAUUGGCGUGAAGCCUUGUACGAUGAACGAGCCUUGAUUUUGGAGGAGUAUGUCGAUGACUUGAGGAGAGUCGAAGAGGCUGCAGAAAAACAACUCAGAGAUCGAAAUGUGAAGAAUUUGACUGAUCUUAUACGGACUUUGGAUAUCUCAGUAUCAACAAGAUGGAGAGCGGCCCAUGACCUAAUCGUUUCUUCAGCAACUUUCAAAUCAGAUGUAGAUUUACAAAAGAUCGAAACGAUAGAUAUGAUUCAAGUAUAUGAUAAUUACGCUAGACAAUUAGAGAUUGAACACGAAGAAGAAUCACGUAAAUUAAGAAUUGAUAAUACACGCAAAGCGAGAAAAGCAAGAGAAAAUUUCAAAUCACUUUUGAACGAAUUACAUUCCAAAGGAGAAUUAAAUAGAAAAUCUCAAUGGAAACUGACUUAUCCCAAGAUCAAAUCAGAUCAAAGAUAUUUAGAUUUAUUGGGUUUACAAGGGUCAAGUCCGUUAGAUCUCUGGAUGGAUAUGAUUGAUGAUCUAGGUGAAGAAGUUGAAAGAGCUUCUGAAAAGAUAACCAGAGCUUUAUCAAAGGAAGAUAAAGAAAUCACAAUCGAAACUGCUUGGCAAGAAUUAGAAGAUUGGUGUAAAGAGAUUAAGAUUGAUACUCAGAUCGAAGAAAGAUUGAGGAGAGAAGUAUAUGAUUUGAUCCAUGGCAAACUCAAACAAGCUGCCGAGGAUGAAAUUCGACGAAAUGAAAGAAGAAGAAGACAUAGAAUAGAUGACCUUCGAUAUGCACUCAAAAAAGUGGGAAGACAUAUCGAUUUAGAAAUGACCUAUGAGGAGGCAUUGCCUCACAUGAACGAGCUACCUGAAUUCAAGGAAGUUUCAGAUGAAGAUGAUAGGAAGGCGGCGUUUGACAAAUAUGUUAAAAGGCAAAAAGAGAAACUUCGCGAAGCCGAAUCUUCCGAUAUUGGUUCUACCCGUGAUAGGGAAGAUAAACAUGAUCGUGAGCGUGAACGCGAACGCGAAAGAGAAAGAGAAUCUGGACACAGAGAACGAGAUAGGGAUAGAGAUCAUCGUGAUCGAGAUAGGGAUAGAAAGGACAGAAGAUCUUCCAUCAAAGAAAAAGAGAAAGAGAAAGAUGCGAUGGAUAUUGAUGAAGUAGUGAAAGAGAAAGAACCUAGAUCAUCCAGGAAAGACAGAGAAAGGGAUGACGAGAAGAAAGACAGAGACAAAGACAGAGACAGAGACAGAGACGGUGAGAGGAAGGAUAAAGAUAGGGACAGUGAGAGGAAAGAUAGAGAACCUAGAGACAAAGAAGGUGAUAGGAAAGAUAGGGACAGAGAUAGAGAUAGGAGAGAUAGAGAUAAGGAGAGGAAGAGAGGAUCAGUUGGCCCUGACGAUAAAGAAAGAGAAUCAAAGAGGAGAAGAAUGUCUUCCACUUCAAGAAAAGAUAAAGAUGAGUUUGAAGAGGGGGAGAUUUGA